AUGGAUAUGAACCAUCUUAUAGGUCAGCGGUUCAACCUGAUCUCCAAGAGUGACAUUCGCUAUGUGGGCACUUUACAUGAGAUCAACCCUGAAGCCUCCACAAUAGCUCUUGAGAAUGUCGUGUCCUUCGGUACCGAGGGCCGGCGAGGCAAGCCCGAAGAUGAGCUUCCACCUGCCCCACAUAUCUAUGAAUACAUUGUGUUCCGUGGCAGCGAUGUAAAGGACAUCAGUGUAGCCGAGGACAAGAAGGAAGAUGCACCCCAAGAGCCUCAACAGGUGCCAGAUGAUCCAGCUAUUCUCGGGGUAAGUCGAACCACAAUAUCAGAGAUACUUCCCAUAGUCGUAGCUCGUGUCUCAAGUCCACCGACCUUCGCGGUCGGACCCGCCCCUCAAGGAAUUCCCCCUCAAUCCCAGACACCACAACAAUCCCAGAUGCCCCGUCCGCCGCCGCCUGGAUAUCCCCAACCACAGUUCCAGGGAGGCUUCUACCCUCCCUAUGGACAACGCUUUGGUGGACCUGGUUUCCCUCCUGGUCCAGGGUUCCCUAAUAUGCCCUAUGGAGCUCCCCCAGGAUGGUUCCCUCCCCCCGGACAAGGGUUCCCCCCGCCAGGCCAAUUUCCUCCCCAGAUGCCAAUGGGUCCUGGAGGCCAGCAUCAGACCCCCCCUCCACCGCGGCCGAUGCCCGGUGCGGGUCCCAUGAACAUGCCUAAGAACACAUCCGAACUACCCUCUGAUAAGCCCUCCAGUAAGCCUGGUAGCCGUAAUGGCACGCCUGCACCUAGUAAUGCGGCCCAAAAUGCCCCCACGCCGCCCGUUGAGUCUAAGCCGCCAGUUUCGGAGGCUCUUCAAGCGGCGACUGGUCCUACUCAAGUUACGGCUGGCACUGCUAAGGCGCCACCCACUGGACCUAGAAGCGGACGUGUGCAGCCUGCCAUACCUAUUGCCGCCCCUGGUAAGCCGCCAGUUCCUCAGGUUCCUGGCCCCGCUGGUGUCCCACAAGGCCAGGCUCAGGCAGCGAUCACUGAAGCUACUCGUGCUGCUACUGCCGCUGUAGCAGCUGCCAUGGCUAAGUUGCCCCAACCCGGUGCGCAGAAAAAGCCCGGCGAUGUCUCCGUGGAGGGUGUCACGAAGCAGAUGGCUGAAAUGAAGCCUUACGAGCACCGUGCACCCCGGGGUGGUCAUCACCCUCGUGGCGGCCGAGGUGGGGGUCACCGUGGCCAACACCAGGGCAAGAAGAUCGAGGUUCCGGAAACGGACUACGACUUCGAGACCGCCAAUGCCAAGUUUAACAAGCAGGACUUGGUCAAGGAAGCUAUUGCCACGGGCUCUCCUGUUCAUGAGGUCGAGCCUCACAUCCCCAAUGGCGAACCGGAAACUCCGGAUAGCUAUGCUGCUGCCUACAACAAGUCCAGCUCGUUCUUUGACAAUAUCUCGAGUGAAGCUAAGGAUCGCGAAGAAGGCUCUGCCGCUCGUGCCGGUGGCCGCGAGUGGCGUGGUGAAGAAGAGAAGCGUAACAUUGAAACCUUCGGUCAAGGUAGCGUCGACGGCUAUCGUGGCGGUUACCGGGGCCGUGGCAGAGGCAGAGGAUAUGGCCGUGGUCGCGGUGGCGGCUAUGGUCGAGGCUACGGUGGCCGUGGCCGUGGUGGUAUGCGUGGAGGCCGUAAUAUGUCUCAGUCCACUGGCGUCCCUGCCCAGAACUAG
Molecule: messenger RNA, 1701 nt
Organism: Aspergillus oryzae RIB40
Lineage: Eukaryota; Fungi; Ascomycota; Eurotiomycetes; Eurotiales; Aspergillaceae
Product: putative G2/M phase checkpoint control protein Sum2
Exons: 4
Coding region: 1-1701 (566 amino acids)
Biological process (GO): P-body assembly; cytoplasmic stress granule assembly
Cellular component (GO): P-body
Molecular function (GO): mRNA binding
Source: RefSeq, a predicted model, not a curated record